Molecule: messenger RNA, 1899 nt
Organism: Rhizoctonia solani
Lineage: Eukaryota; Fungi; Basidiomycota; Agaricomycetes; Cantharellales; Ceratobasidiaceae
Product: peptidase family S41 domain protein
Exons: 15
Coding region: 1-1899 (632 amino acids)
Source: RefSeq, a predicted model, not a curated record
AUGUACCAUCUGUUCGCCCUUGCAACUGCGGCGUUUGUUGCCGGUACCCCUCUUCAACCCCGUCAGAGCGACCCAUGUGCGACCAUUGCUCCAAAAGGAUGGUACAAGCCUUCCCAGGUCCUAAGCUGUCUUCAGUCGUUCCCUUACAAUGAAACUUUGCGCAACAACGUUGUGGAUGUUGUGAGCAAGACAUUCAACUUCCACACUUCGGUCUCCUUUCAUUUGAACAUGCCCGAUCCUUUCACUGAUGACACUGUCGACAUUCAAGGAGAACUGCGCCGCAUUGGUAGUACCAGAUAUGAUAGUGACUUUACGUUGCACCAGGAUGUCUCAAAGUCCGUCAAGCGGCUGAACGAUGGGCACGCUGGGUAUGUUAACUACUGCUACGACUCGCUGUAUGUGACAUACCUCCCUUUUCCGCUCGCCGUUCUCGCGCGCCCGGAUGCAUUGGAUGUCCAAAACAUUCAUAUUGUGCCAGAGGCGUCCACUGUGGCAGCAGCCGAGUUCGGAAGCGAUGCGGUAGCAAGUGGCAAGCGGCUCUUGGGCUUCAAUGGCGCCCGUAUUACCGCUAUCAAUGGCAGGGACCCUUGGGCUGUCGUUGACGACAGCGCCGCUGUUACUGGAGGAUAUCAAGCCAAAACUACCCGUCAGAACUCGUUCUUUUCGUCCUAUCAACGCGCCGCUUCUGAGUGGUCAUACCGCCUCGGCGACUUUGCUCAGUGGCCUCUCCCUGUCAAAGGCGAUUCGGUUACCCUUCGCUUGGUUCGCAACGGUACUAACACCGAGGAGACCUACGUUGUCCCCUACCUCUCCCGUAUUGGCUCUGCUACAGUUGCCUUUACCGAUGCCAAGUCACUCUGGGCUAAUAAUGCAAAGGCUAAGGCUGUAGCCGACAAACCUCGCUUCCAACCUGACCCCGAAAUUGCCCCUAUCAUCAAUGGUCGUCGGCAGCCGAUUUCGGGCCUUGUCGCUGACGGACCUUUGUUCGACUUCUAUGUGUUGGACGAUAAGAAGACAGCUGUACUAGUCCUGGGCUCCUUCUCUGGAAGCUUUUCCGGUGUUCAAAAGGGUAUACUUGACGGUAUCGACGCUGUCAAAGCAAAAGGUGCCACUCGUCUGUUGGUUGAUGUUACUAACAAUGGUGGCGGUUACAUUUGCCUUGCUGCUUGGCUCCAUCGUGUGCUCGCUGGUCCUGGUCCAGGGACUGAGCCUCAGCCAGGUUUAGAUGGUAGCGUGCGCGCACAAGAUUUGGCCCAGAAGAUCACGGCCAAGAUAGUUGCUAACAGCACGGGUGUUGACCCCAAUGGGGAGAUGCUUUACAACCCUCUUGGCUGGCGCGAUACUAAAUCCCAGCGCUUCCCCGCCAACUUCAACUGGCUCGACCCCGCAAUCAACAUGCGCAUCAAUGAUGUUCCUGACAAAUUCUCUCAAAAGAUCGGUGAUGACUGCAUUCCUUACGACCUCACUCCUCCUGCUACUAGACCCUUCGAGUUCGAUAGCAUCGCCAUUAUGAACAAUGGACGUUGCGCCUCCUCAUGCAGCCUGUUCACUAUUUCCAUGCGCACCAAGUACAACGUUAAAACUGUGGUUGUUGGCGGAAAGCCCGGAACUACCCAGCAGUACUGUGGUGUUGUCGGCGGACAGUCGCUCAACUUUGCUGCCAUUGAUAGUGAUGUUAAGACUGCUGGGUUGAAAAACGAUCCGCUUGCGCCUGCCGAUUUUAUCGGCGAUAAUUACCAAGGUAUUACCUGGAAGCUAGGAUACUCGAUCUUGGACCAGAAUCAAUUCGAAGAGUUCAAGACUCAUCCCGCUCAAUUUGCUUUCCCUCUUCUCCCCAAUACUGUCAAUAACCCUAUCGAGCUCUGGAAAGACGUCUCUAAGAGGCUCUGGCCCAAUUGA